AUGGGGAGACCUUGGUUUCUGUCGCCGCUCUGCUUCUCUUCUCUCCCCUGCAGAAACGGUUUCAUUCUUGUUUCGCUUCUGUUUGUGUUUCUGCCGCCUCCUGCUCUCUUCCUCUCUCUUCUCCUCUGCAUUCUCCGCCUGUCUCGCUCGAGCAAAACGCGGUCUCUGUUCUUCUCGACAGCCUCUCUUCACCGUCUCGCCUUCGUCUUGCGCGUUCCACUUCGCCUGUGCUUCCUGCCCUGUUCUCCAGAAAACCUUUCCUCCUUCUUCUCCCCCUGCUGUUCCAGCCUCCCCUUUCCACGACCUCUGCACUGUGCAGCUCAAAAAUCCUCUCCCCCUUCUUCUCUUCAGCGUGCAUCUGCCCACCACACAUCACAUGGCCGAGAAGAUGCGAGGCAACUGCGCCCUCUCUGUCCGUCGGGGAUGUCUCCCCCUGUUCUCUCCUUUCGCUCGAUUCUCCUGUUUCUCUCUCGUUUCCUCGUCUCCACUUUCCUGCGCAUGCACCUCCCCCAGUUAGUGAUCAAAUGCGUCCUUUCGGCUGUGAGAAGGCGACGGAGGGAACCAAGACAGCGGAUCCAUUCGCUCCUUCCUCUCCUUUCCUCCCUUCUUUUGCUGUCCAAAACUGGAGAGCCUCCCGCCACCGCUUGGAGCCUUGAGAUCGCCGCCGUCCGUCCCUCCGCUUGUUCGUCGACGCUUCGCUUCUCUUCUCCCUCUCGUUUCUAUCCCCAUUCUGUCUCGUUUUCCUCGUUUCUGCCUUCCUGCGAGUUCCAGUCUCCCUCUGUCUCUUCGUUUGCGCCUCGCGCCAACUGUCACGGUUCUUUUGGACCGCCGUCUUCUUCUCGCUUACUUCCAGGAGCUCGACAAGAAAGGUCUCUUUUCGCGUCUGCCUUCUCGCCUUCCUAUUCCUCGACUCCAGAAAAAGCUACACGUCUUUUCUCCGGACUUCCUCUCUUCCAUGCUGCUUUCUCUUCCUUCUUUCGGGAGCCUCUUCUGUCUUCACUUCACCGCGCCCAUGCCGCGUCUUGUCCUCUCACCUUCUCGCUGCUGCCUCUCAGUCGCCUCUCUUAUGUUGGGUCGUCCUUCUCGCCUUCGUUCGUGUCUCCUCCUCGCUUGUCGCUUUCCCCCCUGCCUCGUCCAUCUCUGCCUCCUUCUUUGCUUCCUUCUUCCUUGUCGCGUUCGUUUCUGCCCCUCUCCUUCUCUGCUUCUCCACAUUCGUUAUCGUUGUCUCCACUUUCCAGCGGCUGUUUGUCCGCUCUGGCGCCUCCUUCUGGCGUUGGUCCUUCCUCUCUCCUCUCUGCUGCUUCGCCCACACCUUCAGCUCUUUUCUCGGAACUCCUCGGCUCGGCUUCGUCGCUUGGCUCUCAGCCACCCGAGGACGCAGAGAGGCGCGACCAGUUGGAGACGAGGAGGCUGCCUCUGCAUCAGAUGAAGGGGACUGGACGCGAACACAGUCCACAACCAAGGAGGCCAAGAUACACCGGCGGUCCACACCACGCCGAACGCGUCCCCGAAACAUUUCCUUCACACAGAUUUCCUCCACAGUUGUAUCCUCCGCCGUCUCCUCCACCGUCUCCUCCACCGUCUCCAUCACCAUUGCCUCCACGGUCUCCUCCACUGUCUCCAUCACCAUUGCCUCCACGGUCUCCUCCACUGUCUCCAUCACCAUUGCCUCCACGGUCUCCUCCACUGUCUCCAGGCUCGACGACGCCCCGUGCACACAGUCGUUUUUGCGGGCGCGCUCCAGCGUUUCGAAAUGGACAAACUCGUCGAGAGAUUCCCUCAGGCGCGUCUGCGCUCGAGCCAAAUGCUGUCGCCCCUUUCUGCCACCACCGGGCGGAGACAGAGGCGAGAGACCCUCUCAGCGCGCGGAGUCUCGAGGACUCGCCUCGGCACCCGCGUCUCUGUCGCCUUCAGCAUCUUUCACGCGCUCUCCGUUGCCCGGAAAGGCCUGGGGAGUCCCCGGCAGAGACCUCUGCUCCCCGGCAGGGAUCCCCGCUGUCUGCGUUUCACUUGCGCCCAACGCAUGGACAGCAGGCCGCCUCGAGGCGGCAGCUGCCUGCUGGGCCUUCGUCUGGCUCACUGCUGGCCGGCCGUGAACAGCGCGGCGCAGCGAGAAGACGGCCGGAGCCUGGCGACGGAGGCGCGAGCUUCAGACCGGAGACCGAGGGUGUCCCGUGGUCCCCGAGGAAACCCAGAGGGGCUCUGAGAGAUCGACCUGCAGACGCGGCGCUGGGGAUUCUUGAAAAAGAAAAAAGAGCCAAUGAAAAACGAACAAACCAAGCAGUGUCGCCUGACACGAGGUUGGAGAUUGGUGCCGUGUAUGAGGCGGUCGUUACCAACGUCGCUUCUGGUCAGAGGGCGUUUCUCCGGCUCGUGAGGCGCGUCUCGCCGGUCUCCGAGGAGACUGGGGCAACGGCGAAGGACGACGGGGGGGCAGAAGGCGUUGGGACUGCACCCGCUCGCAGUCUCAACGUCGCAGUGACUGUACACAUUUCCAGGAUUUCGCGGAGCAUGCGCGUCGGCGGGGAGACUCGGACGCGUUCGCCGGCAAUUGGGGAGAUCCUGUCGCUCGGUGCUUCCGUCCUCGUCACGCCCCUCCCCGUUGGUUCCGAGUCGCCGUUUGCAGCCACCCAUGUGACUGGAAAUCUUCUGCGCGAGGUCGCCGUCCUUGCCGACCCUGGGGAGGCUGCGGCUGCUGUCGCCGACGCUGAACGCUUAGAUCGCAGAUUCAAGAGUCCCCUAUCUUCCUCUCCUCACCAUCCUUCGCUUUGCUCAUCUGCUUCCCCUCAGUCGUCUGCUUCUCCGCAGUCUUCGUCUUCGCGUAGAGAAGACGAUGUGGGCGAUUUGGAAGCGAGCCGUGCAUUUGGGUUCGAGGAGAAGUACUGGCCUCGCGAGCCUUCCUUCGGAUCUGAGAGCGGGGCCGCAGACGGCGGUCGAGGCGGAGAGGCGAGGAAGGAGAGACGAGCCUCACGGCGAGAGGGAGAGAAGAGAGAGGAGAGCAAGCUCGCAGCAGAGACCGCUCUGCCGCCAGCCGCUGUCGGACUGGAGGUCGACGCGAGAGUCAUUCGCGUCGAAGAGGGGUACGCCAUUCUGAAACUCGCCUGUGCGGCGCCGCAGGCGCUCUUGUCGCCCUCGUCUUUGGCCGCUUCGGGAGACAGGGAAGGCCAAGGCGCGCCACACGGUGCUUCCGAUUCUCUGUGGGGAUUUCUGCACUGGUCCUCUGUUCGCUUUCGCGUUCCUGGAGCUGCGGGCAGACGCGAAGCGGCGCGCGAGUUCGGUGAAGAAGCCGCCUCAAGAGGGACUUCAAACCUAUCCCCAAAACGCAUUGAUCUGCGUCAGCUGAUGACGCUUGGCGAGGUUGUGCGGGUGCGGCUGAAGGCGCCACCGAGUGAUACAUCUCCUCGGUGGCAAGUUCUCUUUUCCUGUUCCACGUCUCCUUCGUCUUCUUCUUCCCCUUCGUCUUCUUUUUCUUCUUCUUCUUCGUCUUCUUCUUCCCCUUCGUCUUCUUCUUCGUCUCCUUCUUCAUCUUCUUCUUCUUCGUCUUCUUCGUCUUCUUCAUCUUCUUCGUUUCCUUCCACUUCUCCUUGUUCUGCUUCCGUCCGUGGUUCUAGCUCGAAAGAGGCAGGCACUGUGGGGGUAAGCCGCCAAGACGAAGGCGACGAGCAUGCAUUCGUAGACGAGAUGGGAGAGACUGAAGAACAUCAAACCACGAGCGCCGAGUUCUUUCUCGACGACGAAGGAGGGCCAGUGGAAGCAUCUCUCGCGCACUCCGCGCGGGGCCGGAGACGCGGGGGGCACUCGCGCCAACCUGCGAAGCCGCGCGAAGACGAAGAAGACUCUUUUUCGCGCAAAGAGAAACAUCGGCCGCGGCGAGCGGCUGCAAACCGAGAGGGCGAGCUCCGUCCCCCCGGUCUCUCAGACUUGCGCUCGAAGAUGCAGAUGCAGCUGCACCCUGCGACGUUGUCGUCUUCGUCGCCGGUGGAGGCUGCGAGCGCAGCUGCGGAGGACGUCGAGGAGGGAGAGGUUGACGAUGAAGAACUGUGGCUGUUGCGAGAGGAGGCGAAGCUUCUCGCGCGUCUCAGAGAAGCAGGCGUCGAGACUGGCCCGCUGCGCGCCGGGGCGACAGAGAUGAAGAAAGAAGAAGAGUCUUCGAGACCUGCCGUCGUCUGCAUCUUAGGACAUAUCGACCACGGAAAGACGACGCUGCUUCGCGCGCUCAAACUCAAAGGUCUUUUGCGACUGCAAGCACCUGUCGAGAGAAGACGCGCGGCGCAGAUCGAGCGCGACCAGAAGAAGGAAAAGAGUGGAAAGGCGAGGAGAGGACCAGGGGACGAGCGAAUGUCGGUGGUGGAGGACGAACGCCUGCAGGCGAGGAAGAGGGAGAUCCUCGCCGCGGCUGUCGAGGCUGGAGGCAUCACGCAGCGUCUCUCAGCCUUCCAGGUGAGUGCGAUAGAAGAUUCUCCUUCUUCUCCUCCUCCUCCUUCUCCUCCUCCUCCUUCUCCGUCUUCGUCUUCUCCGUCUUCUUCUUCUUCGUCUUCUUCGUCUUCGUCUUUUUCUUCUUCUGCUUCGCCUUUGGCUUCCUCGGUGACAUUUCUGGACACACCGGGACAUGCCGCAUUUGAGCAGAUGCGCGAGCGGGCGACUUCAGGCGCCGACUUGGCUGUGCUGGUCGUAGCUGUCGACGAAGGCGUUCAACCGCAAACUGCGAGAAGCAUCCAAAUGUGCCGUGCCGCGAAUGUUCCCGUUGUGGUCGCUCUGACGAAAAGGACUCGCCUGUCUCUCUCGUCCUCCCGCGCCUUGCCGUCGCCCCUCGCUGCUUCUUCGGAGUCUCUUCUUUCUUCGCCUCCAGUGGUGAGAGUUCUCUCGCAGUUGGCUGAGCAUGGCGUGGUGACAGAGCCUCUCGGCGGCGAUGUGCAGGUCUCCCUUGUCGACGCCAAAUCUUUUCUGGACAGCUUCUCCGAGAAGAGAGCACGGAAGAGACAGCAUCUCGCGCCAGUCCCUAGGCAAACGCGGCUAGACGCAAAGGCGCAGCCAGCGACAACGCAGGAAGGGAGCUCCGAGCCCAAGAGCAACCGCCCACAGAGCCGAAACGACGAGGGCGAAGACGAAAGAGACGAGAACGAGGAAGACAGAGAAGAAGCGGAAGGAGAGGUAGAAGAGACAGAAGGAGAGGAAGAAAGGCCCGACGAUUUGGAUGACCUGAUCGAAAAGAUUUUCUUUCAAGCAGAACUUCUGGAACUGAAAACGAGUUUGACAUGUCCAGGCGAAGGACUGGUGAUGGAGGCCUUUGUAGCAAAAGGCGUCGGAGGCUGCGCAUCGAUUCUGCUGAAGCGCGGCUCUGUCAGGAAGGGAGCGACGGUCUUGGCUGGACCUUCUGUGUGUCGAGUGCGACGUUUGCGUCUCCGCGGCUGUGGGGAUGGAGACACCGAGACAGGCAGGGCGGCGCUUCUUCGCGCAGCUGCGCCUGCGAGUGGGCCAAGGCGGAAGAAGGGUGAAAGAUCCCUUGACUUGAAGAACGGAGAGACAGAGAAAGAGUCGCAGGAGAGAUCUCUUCCUGAAUGCAGUGAGGGCAAAUCGGGAACGGAAGAGAUCGAGGUCGAUGCCGCCUUCGCGGGGGAGAUUGUCGACGUCUGCGGCUUUCCCUCCAACAAUCUGCCUCUUCCUGGAGAAACAUUUGUUGUCAUCAACAGCGAUGCCGAUGGCCGCCAACUGGCCGAGCUGAACAAACGGAAGCGACAACGCGCUGAAGAACUGCGACGCACAAGGGAGGCAAAGAUGCGCGUCCUCGACCGCCUCCUUCACGGAGAGGACGAGGCUCUGACUCUCCCCGUUGUGAUCAAGGCGGACCAGCAGGGAACCGCCGAGGCCGUCGCGUCGGCGCUCGCUGGACUUUGGGCUCCAACGCCCACAGCUCCCGCUCCGGCUGCGGUCGCGCCUUCUGUCUCCGCUGCUUCACUCGUUGGGCACAGUCCAGACGUUGGCGACUCGGCGGCAACACCGGCGGCCGCGCCCGCAGGCGAAGGCAAGCAGGUUCCGGGGGACGAAACCUGUGUUUCCGAGACCCCACAAAAGGAGACUGUCUCCUCAGAAGCAGAGCCUGACGCGGUUGCACAGGCGAUCCGAGAUACGUGGACGCGGCGGAUCGAGUACGAUGAAGGUCUGCGCCACAGAAGAAUGGGGAUCGGCGAGGCGAAAGAAGACACAGCGCAUACGGAAACCGGGAGCUCUUUGCAAGAGGCGAGCGCGCGCGAAGAGCAACCGUUGCGUAUGGUGUCUCCGUCGGCCUUCGCGCUCCGCAGUGGACCAAACUUACGGUCUGGCGUGAGUGGUUCAGAAGGAGACACGACAAGCGGUGGAGACCGAGCGGCUUCUUCAAGUUCGCCUGCUGAUACCGUACCACCUGCGUCGAGCGAGGGCGUUCUGGCGAAAAAAGAAGAGACGGGAGGGAUGCCUUUGGAGACAAGAGAGUCGGGGCGGCGGUCGGUUCAGGUGCUUCGUGCAAAGGCAGGACUUUUGUCGAUCGAAGACGUUCAGGCUGUGGCAGUCUCCAGGGAGCGAAGCAGAAGCGGAGCGGAGACACCAGAGCCGAAGAGGUCCCAGCCGGAAGCAGGAGUCGUUAUCGCGUUUGCGACGCCGGUCUCCCGACAAGUCAAGGAUGAAGUUGCUCGCCAGGGCGCGACGCUGGUCACUGCCGAUGUGAUCUACGACGUCGUCUCACAGGUCGAGCGGAUUUUGAUGCGAAAGAACUUGUUCUCCCCCGAUGACGAGGAGACAGGCGAGCAGGCUGGGAACACCCGAGUCCUGUCUGCCGGAGCGGGCAGGCGUAAGAAGGCCCGCGAACAGCGCGAAGACGCCGCUGGAAAAACAGACGAGCUGAAUCCCUACACUGGAAAGGCGAGAGUCAAGGCACUCUUCCACCUCAAGACUGGCCUCGUUGCAGGAUGCAGCGUUGACGAGGGCGAAGUUACGCUCGGGGCGCUUGUGCAGGUCACCCGCGACGGACGUCUGCUCUUCGAGAGGUCGGUCAUCUCCGUGCGAGUCGGUCCCGACGCCCAGACGACUGUUCGCGGCCCGGGGACUGAAUGCGGAGUGAUGCUCGACGGCGAUGUCUCCGACUUGGCAGUUGGAGACGUUCUGCUCUGUAGCCGGCCAUGCAGGGAUGGAAAGAAGAACCCCGUCGCCGCUUCGCAUCCCACGAGCUCGAGUUCUGCUUUAAGUUCAGGAGAUCUUUAA
Molecule: messenger RNA, 7233 nt
Organism: Toxoplasma gondii ME49
Lineage: Eukaryota; Apicomplexa; Conoidasida; Eucoccidiorida; Sarcocystidae
Product: elongation factor Tu GTP binding domain-containing protein
Exons: 15
Coding region: 1-7233 (2410 amino acids)
Molecular function (GO): GTPase activity; GTP binding
Source: RefSeq, a predicted model, not a curated record